Messenger RNA from Striga asiatica, 1632 nucleotides. Lineage: Eukaryota; Viridiplantae; Streptophyta; Magnoliopsida; Lamiales; Orobanchaceae. The record is from the annotation of a GenBank genome assembly.
AAAUCUUUGAGGCAAAAUAUAUACUUUUUUUGUUGGAUAAUUUAUAGUCUGAGGUGGCAAAAAUGGCCCCAGAUUUCUAAAUACGCCGUGUCAAACCACCAUCACCACCGCCCCUGGUUUUUCGAAAUCAUCUGAAGAUUCUGAAGAUAUGGUAACUGUAAAUAUGGGCACCUUUUACUAUGUGCUGGAUCACAUCUAUGGUGCAUUAUUGCACAGGACAAAGAUAAGCCCUCCAUUCUUUUCCAGAGGAUGGGGUGGGACAAAGCUCGAGCUUUUGGAGAAGAUGAUCAAUCAACUGUUUCCCGAGGUUGAAGGACAAAAUUGGCCUCCAACUUUGGUCAAGCCCGUUUGGAAAACAGUUUGGGAGUCAAAAACCGCUUGUCUGAGAGAAGGUGUUUUCAGAACACCUUGUGAGGAGCAGCUUCUCAAUGCAUUGCCUCCCGAGAGCCAAAUGGCGAGGGUAGCUUUUCUGGCCCCGAGAUUCGUGCCACCACAAAAGAUGGCUUGUGUUGUGCAUCUUGCAGGCACAGGAGACCAUGCAUUCGAGCGAAGGUUGCGUCUCGGGGGACCUCUUCUGAAAGAAAACAUAGCAACCAUGGUGCUAGAGAGCCCUUUCUAUGGAAGAAGACGUCCAAACCUGCAAAGAGGGGCAAAACUGUUAUGUGUUAGUGACUUGCUCUUAUUAGGACGAGCUACGAUUGAAGAGGCGCGUAGUCUAUUGUAUUGGCUGGACACUGAGGCAGGCUAUGGAAAAAUGGGUGUAUGUGGGCUAAGCAUGGGCGGAGUACAUGCGGCUAUGGUGGGGUCCCUACACCCCACGCCUAUUGCCACUCUCCCUUUUCUAUCUCCACACUCGGCUGUGGUGGCUUUCUGUGAGGGGAUUCUAAAGCAUGCCACCGCAUGGGAAGCUCUCAAAGAGGAUCUUGCCGUACAGAAAGCAGCUGCCAUGACACUCGAGGAAGUUAGAGAACGAAUGCGAAACGUGUUGUCACUAACCGAUGUCACACGUUUUCCCAUACCCAAGAACCCGAAUGCUGUUAUAUUCGUUGCUGCCACUGAUGACGGCUACAUCCCCAAACACUCGGUUUUGGAGCUUCAAAAAGCCUGGCCUGGUUCAGAAGUAAGGUGGGUUUCAGGUGGCCAUGUUUCGUCAUUCCUUCUUCACAAUGGGGCCUUCAGAAAAGCCAUUGUUGAUGGACUCGAUCGCUUACCGUGGAAAGAACCUCCACUGUGAUUGAUUCUCUAUCAUAAUAAAAAGAUUGACAACUGCAAUAUAUAUGUACGGUAACUUCACAUUUGUAUGCUUAACAGUUAGUUUAAUCGUGACAACACCCAGCAGAUUGAAUGUGCAAGAAAACGGGUGUGUUUUGUAGCUCUCGACAUCUAAUUUGUUGGUCAAAUGAGAAUAACCGUAUUCUGAAACACGGAAAAAAGCAAUUGGCUUAUCAAAUUCUUUGGUGAAAAAAAUAGUUCAGUUAUGAAAAUUGUUCAUGUUGAUACCAGUCCUUGAUGGCGUUUGAUUGAGAAGAACAUGAGUCGAAAUCGUACUUGAACUCGAUAUUAUAUGUUGUUAUACACAUUUUAUCAUCUUAUGUGAAUCAAAUUGGUCUCGAUAAAUCAAUUCGAUUAUCG